AUGUGGAGCGAUCUUCUUCUACAGGCUGCUCUGAUUUUGAUUUCCAUCUUCACGUACCUGUUUAUGCAUAACAUCCCCCAGAAUCUCUACUCUAAGCUGCAGAUGCGGAGACAAGCCCGUACAAUUCAAGCCAGGCGCCACUUCGUACUCGGCGCGCAGCGUUUGGCUCAAGCCAGGACGGCCAAGGACCUGUCGUCGUCGAUGAGGAUGACGCUGGCCAAGUCAGCCGAAGAAGAAGCCGAGAAAGCCAUCGGCAUCAACGCCAAGGACGCCGCUCUUCAUUUGCUCAAGGCUAUGGCUCUGGAGGUGCAAGGGUUCAAGACCUCGGCUCUCGACGCGAUGAACGUCGCGCUGUCGCCGCUGGCGGCGAAGUCGCUCAGUGUCCCCGAGAGGGCGGAGGCGCUGCACAAACAGGCGGAAUUGAAGCUCGCGGUGAGUAAGGGCGAGCAAAUUGACUCGGCCGUUGAGGACCUGAUCGAGUCGGUGCGGUUGAAGGGCGAUAAUGUCAAGGGGCUUUGUCUGUUAGGAGAACUCUAUGAAAAGAAAAAGCUGAGCGAGGAGGCACGAAAGUCUUACGAAGACGCUCUUAAAAUCCAGCCAGACUACUCCGCGGCCCAGGAUGCUCUUGCUCGUUUGAGUUCUUAA
Messenger RNA from Ipomoea triloba (trilobed morning glory), 645 nucleotides. RefSeq lists its product as uncharacterized. The transcript has a single exon. NCBI's taxonomy places the organism in Eukaryota, Viridiplantae, Streptophyta, Magnoliopsida, Solanales, Convolvulaceae. The record is from RefSeq and is a predicted model, not a curated record. Bases 1 to 645 code for a protein of 214 amino acids. Gene Ontology annotation, molecular function: protein binding.